CUGGUGGUAGGUGAACAAAAAAAAAAAACGUUUUUUUCCCCGUCGUGUGUACAGCUGCUGUCAAGUGCGCAGUCGCAGCCGCAGCCGCAGCAGCGACGCCAAAGUCCUUAAGCGUGUGUAGUGCAGGCCAUCUCGCUCUCACAUAUGCCACACAGUGCAGCUAGAUGAAUAGCAACGCACACAUACACACACUCACCGAGAGAAUCGUGUGCAGCUGCUGAGAAGCAGAUGAAAGGAGAAGAUGAUGCCAAAGCCAAAUGCCAGUAACAGACAACAACAACAGCAACAACAACAGCAACAACAACGUGCAGACGAGCAAAAAAUGUAUCUAGAUUAAUGACAAAUACAACAACAACAAGAAAAGCGACUGCAACUGCAUUAAUACAUUCCCCACACAAGUGCAUUAUUAAUAUAUUUAAUCAAAGUGUUAUCGAACGUGUUAUCGAACGUGUUAUCGAAACUAUGAAGGUUACCGUUUGCUUCGGCGAUGUUCGCAUUUUGGUGCCCUGCGGCAGCGGCGAGCUUCUCGUCCGGGAUUUGAUCAGCGAGGCCACGCGACGCUACAAAAAGGCAGCCGGCAAGGAAGCGGACUCCUGGGUGGCCGUGCAUCAUCUGCAGACGCAGUCGGGCAUCUUGGAUCCCGAUGAUUGUGUUCGCGAUGUAGCCGACGAUCGGGAACAGAUAUUGGCCCACUUUGAGGACUCCGGGCCCGAUCCGGGCGUGCCGCAGGGCGGCGGCGAUGGCGCAUCGGGCAGCUCCUCGGUGGGCACGGGCUCGCCGGACAUCUUUCGCGAUCCCACAAACACAGAGGCGCCCACGCGCGAUCUGUCCACGCCGCACAUUGAGGUGACCAGUACCACGUCCGGCCCAUUGGCUGGCCUCGGCGUGGGCCUAAUGGUGCGUCGCAGCAGCGAUCCCAAUCUGCUCGCCUCGCUCAAGGCGGAGGGCGGCAACAAGCGCUGGUCGGCGGCAGCGCCGCACUAUGCGGGCGGCGAUUCGCCGGAACGACUGAUGCUGGAUAAGGCCGGUGGCCAGCUGUCGCCACAGUGGGAGGAGGAGGACGACACUGCGGCACAGUUGAAGGAGCAAUUGCUGCAACAACAGCAGCAGCCACAACAUGCUGCUGCUGCUGCAACGGGCGCCCAUCAGCCAUUCGCCCGCUCCGGCCGGCUGUCCAUGCAGUUCCUGGGCGACGGCAACGGCUACAAGUGGAUGGAGGCAGCCGAGAAGCUGCAGCACCAGCAGCACCAACAGCCGCUGCCCACAUCGCUGCCGAACAGCGCCUACUCCAGCAAAUCGCUGCCGCGCGAAAGCAAACGCAAGGAGCCGCUGGGCCAGGCAUACGAGUCCAUACGCGAGAAGGACGGCGAGAUGCUGCUCAUUAUUAACGAGUACGGCAGUCCGCUCGGUCUGACGGCCAUGCCGGACAAGGAGCAUGGCGGCGGGCUGCUCGUGCAGCACGUAGAGCCCGGCAGUCGGGCCGAACGUGGCCGUUUGCGUCGCGAGGAUCGCAUUCUCGAGAUCAACGGCAUCAAGCUGAUCGGCCUGAGCGAGUCCCAGGUGCAGGAGCAGCUGCGACGUGCCCUCGAGUGCUCCGAGCUGCGUGUGCGCGUCCUGCGCGGCGAUCAGCAGCGUCGCCAGCAGCAGCGUCGCGACUCCAAGGUCGCCGAAAUGGUAGAAGUGGCCACCGUUUCGCCCACACGCAAGCCGCAUGCCGCUCCGGUGGGCACCUCGCUGCAGGUGGCCAACACACGCAAGCUGGGUCGCAAAAUCGAAAUACUGCUGAAGAAGGGGCCAAAUGGCCUGGGCUUUUCGGUGACCACGCGUGACAAUCCGGCGGGCGGACAUUGUCCCAUCUACAUCAAGAACAUUCUGCCACGCGGCGCGGCCAUUGAGGACGGCCGCCUGAAACCCGGCGAUCGUCUGCUUGAGGUCGACGGCACGCCCAUGACCGGGAAGACCCAAACGGAUGUGGUAGCCAUUCUGCGCGGCAUGCCCGCCGGCGCCACGGUGCGCAUUGUCGUCUCCAGGCAACAGGAGCUGGCCGAGAUGCCCAUUGGCGUAAGUUCUCUUUCAUUUGUCAAUUUCCGUCCACUUGAGAUGAAACUAACGACGUUAUGUUUGCAGCCGCCGCAACCGGAACCAGUCGAGAAGGCAGCGCCCGUUGUGACGGGUCCCGCUUCCGCUCCGAUUCCGGUGCAAAAGUCGAGUAGCGCCCGUUCGCUCUUUCAACAGCAGCAGCUGCAGCAGCAGGCACAGCUCAAUGAAUCUCAGCACUUUAUUGAUGCGGGCAGUGAGUCGGCGGCUUCCAAUGACAGCCUCCCGCCGAGCAGCAGCAGCUGGCAUUCACGGGAGGAGCUAACUCUGCACAUUCCCGUCCACGAUACUGAAAAGGCUGGGCUUGGGGUCAGUGUGAAGGGCAAGACGUGCUCCAAUCUGAACGCAUCCACGCCCAGCAGCAGCAGCAACAGCAGCAUGAAGCACGACGGUGAUCUGGGCAUAUUUGUGAAGAACGUGAUUCAUGGCGGCGCGGCAUCACGGGACGGGCGCCUGCGCAUGAACGAUCAGCUGCUGAGUGUGAAUGGCGUCUCGUUGCGCGGCCAGAACAAUGCCGAGGCCAUGGAGACACUGCGUCGCGCCAUGGUCAACAAUCCGGGCAAGCAUCCGGGCACCAUUACCCUGCUAGUCGGACGCAAGAUCCUGCGCUCGGCCAGCUCCAACGAUAUACUGGAGCACAGCCAUAGCCAUAGCAACAGCAGCAGCGGUAACAGCAACAGCAACAGCAACAACAACAACAACAGCAGCUCCAAUGCCAGCGACAACUCUGGCGCCACGGUCAUUUACUUGAGCCCGGAGAAACGUGAACCGCGCGGCAGCAGCAACGGACCGGGCAGCUCCGGCAGCGAUAUGAAUAGAUGGAGCAAUCCCGUUUUGGAUCGUCUAACCGGUGGCAUUUGCUCCACAAACUCAACGCAGCCAACACAACAACAACAACAACAGCAGCACCUGCAGCAGCAGCAGCAGCAACAGCAGCUGCAAUCGCAGGCGCAACAGCGCCGUUUGCCACCGCCCCCGCUGGGCGGCAACAAUGCGGGAUUGCGCAACGAGAGCUACUAUAUGGCCACCAAUGACAAUUGGUCGCCGGCGCCGCUGCAGCUGCUCAAUGGGCAUGGCAACACGGCGCUGCUCAUCGAGGACGAUGCGGAGCCCAUGUCACCCACGCUGCCAGUGCGCGCACACGAUGGCCAGCACUGCAACGCGAGCAGCGCGAACACAUCGCAGGCGAGCGCCAACCUGGGCCAGGGCUUGGGAGGCGGCGGAGGCGGAACGGCACCCGUGGCGGGCAGUUUCGAUGCCACAUACUCGUCGCAGCUUAGUCUGGAGACGAACAAUUCGGGCGUGGAGCAUUUCUCGCGCGAUGCUUUAGGCAGGCGCAGCAUCUCGGAGAAGCAUCACGCGGCGCUGGAUGCUCGCGAAACGGGCACCUAUCAGCGCAACAAGAAGCUGCGCGAGGAGCGGGAACGCGAACGCCGCAUUCAGCUAACCAAAUCGGCUGUCUAUGGCGGCUCCAUUGAAUCGCUGACGGCGCGCAUCGCCAGUGCGAACGCCCAAAUGGCAGCAGCGGCGGCUGGCUAUAAGCAUGCCAAGACCAGCUCCCAUAUUGAGCAGCGGGAACAGCAGCUGCUGGCCGCCGAGGCGGAAGCGCGCGAUAAGCUGGGCGACUUGGGCCCCUCGCUGGGCCUCAAGAAGUCCUCCUCACUGGAAUCGCUGCAGACCAUGGUCCAGGAGCUGCAAAUGUCCGAUGAGCCGCGGGCUCAUCAUGCGCUGCGCGCACCACGCGGACGCGGACGCGAGGAUAGCCUGCGUGCCGCCGUUGUCAGCGAACCGGAUGCAAACAAGCCGCGCAAGACCUGGCUGCUCGAGGAGGGCGAUCACGAGGGCGGCUUUGCCUCGCAGCGCAACGGACCCUUCCAGAGCUCUCUCAACGAUGGCAAGCAUGGCAGCAAGUCGCGGGCCAAGAAGCCGAGCAUAUUGCGCGGCAUCGGGCACAUGUUUCGCUUUGGCAAGAAUCGCAAGGAUGGCGUUGUGCCCGUCGAUACCUAUGCCACAUCCUCGAUUGUAUCCUCGACGCCGCCAGCAACUGGCCAGUCCCACCAGCAUCAGCACCAGCAUCAGCAGCAAAUCCCAGCCGCUGCGCUUGCCGCACUGGAACGGAAUGGCAAACCGCCAGCGUAUCAACCGCCGCCGCCGCUGCCAGCACCAAAUGCAGCUGGUGGUGGUGGUGCAGCAGCAGCGGCAGGCGUUGCAGCUGCCACAGGAGGCGGCAACGGCGGCACCCUUAACGGUGGCAUACAUCAGAAUGAUAUAUUCAAUCAUCGCUAUCAGCAUUAUGCCAACUAUGAAGAUCUGCACCAGCAUCAGAUCAGCGACGGCGUUCAAGAGACGCUCUCGGAGUCGACGAUCGAGUGCAUGCGACAGCAGGUGAUCCGGCAGCGCAUCAAGGUUGAGGCCGAAAGUCGCCGUCAUCAGCAUUACCAUUCGCAGCGCAGCGCCCGCUCUCAGGACGUCAGUAUGCAUUCCUCAUCCAGCCCACAGCAGCCACCACUGCCGCUGCCCCCCUCCGCGGCAGCCGUUGCCGCAGCACAUCAGUCAUAUCAGCAAUCCAACGGACUGCGCCCCAUGAGCAGCUACUACGAGUACGACACCGUGCAGCAGCAGCAGCGCGUUGGCAGCAUCAAGCACAGCCAUAGCCACCAUGGACACCACAAUGGCAACUCGUCGUCGCCCAUCAGCGUGAAUGUAGCACAGCCGCACUGGAAGGCAGCGGCACUCAAUGGCUAUUCUCCGGCAUCGUUGAACAGCAGCGCACGCAGCCGCGGACCGUUCGUCACCCAGGUGACCAUACGCGAGCAGACCGGCAUGCCGCAGACCCAAUCGCAAUCGCAGCCACAGCAGCCCACCUAUCAGACCGUGCAAAAGAUAGCGACAGCGCAGUCGCAAUAUGGCAGCGCUGCCGGCGUCCAGCCGCAUGCGUCCAAGGUGUGACUAUAGGUGCUGGCGCAUGCGC
Messenger RNA from Drosophila novamexicana, 5068 nucleotides. It is a transcript of the gene baz, whose product is annotated as partitioning defective 3 homolog. Lineage: Eukaryota; Metazoa; Arthropoda; Insecta; Diptera; Drosophilidae. Gene Ontology annotation, cellular component: apical plasma membrane; cell cortex; adherens junction. The record is from RefSeq and is a predicted model, not a curated record. Gene Ontology annotation, biological process: microtubule cytoskeleton organization; establishment or maintenance of epithelial cell apical/basal polarity; establishment of cell polarity. The transcript has 8 exons. The coding region runs from base 337 to 5046 and encodes 1569 amino acids. Gene Ontology annotation, molecular function: phosphatidylinositol binding; protein binding.